ACUCAACCCCCCUUGCCGUCUCACCCACAAACCCUAAAAAGCGCUGCUCCUCCGCACUUUGAACAUUCCCAAUGACGAAGAAACACAACCCUUUAGAAAACCCCCCAGCCGCAUCUUCAAGCGACGACGACGAAGAACUCGACUCUUCCGCUGGCGAAGAAGAAGAACAAGAAGAAGAAGUUAACGAUUCUUCAUCUUCAUCAGAAGAAGACCAACCCAAACCUCCUUCCUCCUCCUCCGCCGUCACAACCGCCAUCCCAGCUAAAACCUCCGAUUCACACUCCGGAUCCGAAACCGAGACCGAUUCCGAAUCCGACAUCGCCGCAAAGUCCAAGAAUCAGAAGCCUCCGCCGCCGCCAACCAACAAAUCCGGGACCAAGCGUCCCAGCGAAGUGACUUCAAAGGAGACGAACUCGAAGCGAGCCAAGAAGGAGAAGAAGCCUGCCGCGUUUCACAGACUAUGGACGGAAGAAGACGAGAUCGCUGUGUUGCAAGGGAUGAUCGAUUUCAAGAAGGACACGGGGAACUCUCCUUACGACGACACCAAUGCUUACUUCGAUUACAUCAAGAAGUCCAUCAGCUUUGAGGUUAGCAAGAACCAGUUCAUGGAUAAGCUGAGGAGUUUGAAGAAGAAGUACAUGGGUAAAGAGAAGAAGCCUUGUUUCACCAAGCCUCAUGAACACAAGUCUUACAGAUUGUGUAAGUUUAUUUGGGGACCUGAUGGGAUGGGUCUUGAGUCUGCUGUUAAGUCCAACGGCGGCGUUUCCUCGAAAAAGAGGACCAAGAAAGAGCUGUCUUUUGCUUCUUCUCCUCCCAAUGGAGGUGAUGAGAGGUUUGAUUGGUUUGAGAAGUCGUUUCUCGUUCGAGGGAUUGCGGGUUUCGGUGUGGAUGAGAGUUAUGUGAGACAGAGGUGGAGGUUAGUUCCGGUUGAGAGUAGGAAGAAAGUUGAAGAGAAGGUUAAGAUGUUGCAGGCUAAGGAGAUUGAGUUUGUGUUGCACAAGACUGAGAUUUUGCGUGAUGUGACAUCUAUGAUCGCUGAAGCAUCUAAGAACAGAAGCCAUUAGGAUGAUAGAUUUGAUCUGGUUUUCAAAUGCCCAAUGUCUAUGCUUCUUUGUUGUGUUUUUUGAACUUAGGAUUUACUUUUUCUUCUUUAUGAUCUCUACUUACUAUGUAAUUUUCUGGUUUAUUUUGAUGGCUUUCUCUCAUAUGAAACUCUCUA
Raphanus sativus (radish) is the source of this 1219-nucleotide messenger RNA. Its product is annotated as probable transcription factor At1g61730. Gene Ontology annotation, cellular component: nucleus. The transcript has a single exon. Gene Ontology annotation, biological process: regulation of DNA-templated transcription. The coding region runs from base 72 to 1064 and encodes 330 amino acids. NCBI's taxonomy places the organism in Eukaryota, Viridiplantae, Streptophyta, Magnoliopsida, Brassicales, Brassicaceae. The record is from RefSeq and is a predicted model, not a curated record.